Messenger RNA from Chaetomium fimeti, 3828 nucleotides. RefSeq lists its product as uncharacterized. The coding region runs from base 469 to 3429 and encodes 986 amino acids. NCBI's taxonomy places the organism in Eukaryota, Fungi, Ascomycota, Sordariomycetes, Sordariales, Chaetomiaceae. The transcript has 3 exons. The record is from RefSeq and is a predicted model, not a curated record. Gene Ontology annotation, molecular function: protein binding.
AUGCAUUCCUGUGCCUCCGAACUGUGACCUUUUCAACGACCGCACUUUUCAACACCUUCCCCGGUCCCGCCGGCCAUUUCAUUCCUUGGGAGCACUGCAUGCUUUACUGUUCCACACCUUUCCUUUCUGUAUUUUUGUGCUCCAACCUUUAGACGCGCGUUCCUUUGAAGAGACGACAGUGACGACCAUCACAGUUCCUUUCCCGAGGUUCUUAGGCUCUUGGCCGUGUUGCGGUUGCGCUGCGGAUUCCUACGAGGCCGCCGACUUUCUGUGUCACCUAUCGCCCUACUUCGGCGUCUCGCUCGACUCGCCGAAAUAAAUUUAGAACGACCUCCGGAUUUGCCGACACCAAGCUUUUCAAAUCGCCAUCCAGUGCUGCUGCCAUGCGAUUAAUCUAGACCGGCUACUGAGACGAACGACACCAACAAGUCAAACGGGACAUCGACACGUACUCGGCACGUUGGCGUCAUGGCGUAUAAUGGGCAAUACGAUGGGGGCCCCGGCCCCGGCCCCGGCCCUGGUGGGCGCCAGUAUGGCGGAGGCCCGGGAUCUCAGCGCCCGCCGCCACAGCGACAAUAUCCCCCAGGCCCUCCAGGACCACAGCAAUACAAUGCGCCGCCGCCUCAGCAGCAAUACGAUCAGUAUCAAGACGGAUAUGGCCAAGGUUAUGACGAAUACGGCAAUGGGUACGACCAGGGUUACGAUCAGGGUUACGGCGGACAACAAUACGACGACGGCGGCUACGGAAGAGGAGGACCUCCGAAUCAAGACUAUCAGCAGGAAUACUACGACCCGGGCCCGAACGGACCUGGAAGGGGAGGAGGACGACCGAUGCCCAGCGGAAGAGGCGGCCCAAUGAGGCCUCCGCCUGGCGGCGGUGGUCGAGGGGGCCCCUACCCACCCCGCGGUGGCGGCUACCCUCAAGGCCCUGGUGGCCGAGGCUACCCCCCGCCCGGCCGUGGUGGUCGGCCAAACCCGGCUGAGCGAGCGGCAAACUCAGACCCCGGUGGAAACCGAGGACCGCCCAUGGGUGGCCCGAGCCCGGCCAAUUCUGGUGACCCAGGCUAUGCCGGUCCUUUCCCGUCAUUCCCCGGCGCCGCGCGCAAGUCGGACCUGGAACAAGAGCAGCAGAUCGUGGCACGCAUGGAAGGUAUGGACAUAUCAGGGCAGCGGCCGGGGCCGAGAGGUCCGAAUGGCCCCCCACAACAGCGAGGGCCCAUGCGCCCCCCGAACGGUUACGGAGGACCGGGGCCAAUGGGACCUCCUCGUGGCCCGCCGCAAGCGUACCACCCACAAGACUAUCCCGAUCAACGCCGCGGUCCUCCGCCGCCAGGACCCGGAUACGGACCGCAAGGAGGCGGCUAUCAAGAGGAGAACUUCGGGCCUCCGUCUCGAAGCAUGACGAUGCCAACGAGAGAUCAAGUGGACAUGCGCCAAGCCGGUCCUCUUGUGCGGCGGGAUAGCGCCCCUUUCAAUGGUCCUCCUCCCCGUGGCAUGCCGCAGAGACCGAGCACAGCGCAAGGGAUGCGCCAACCUCGGCCUAGGAUAUACCCGCCGAGCGGCAACGGCCCUCCUCAGCAAGAAGGAUACCAGGAGCCCCCACAGAGAGGCGGACCGGACUCGGGCUACGGCCAGGGCCGACCUUCGUCCGUUGACGAUUUCUAUGACUACUACGGCGGCGAUGAAGGCUACCAGGGGCAAAACGCUCCCUCGGCUUCGGCUGCAUCCGAGGCCCCGAAUUUCGAUGCCAUGUCCGGGCAGCAGCCGAGGAACUCAUUCGACAGGCACAUGCAACCCGGUCAGCAGGAGCAGGCUCAACGCGGGCCCGGCAGAUACCCCGAAGUGAGCAGGGCCAAGUCCCAGCCCGACUUGCGUAACUCGCAGACGGCCGUGUUCGAAAUGGCAGGCGACAUCCCGCCACUACCUACGCAGCAGCCCGGCCAGCCACCAGCGGGAUUGCCCAGCGGGCCUUCGCCUUACCAGGGUCGUGCCGGCCCAUCACCGGUGCCCGGGCUACCCCCGGGACCUGCACCUUACCGACCUGGUAUGCAACCUUCGCCGCAACCAGGGCCGGGCCCAGAUAAUCUUCCCUCUCAUCCCACGCCCGUUCGCCCCGGGCACAUGCCUGGCUCGGUGGUCAACCUCAGCGAUCGGCCGCCGCCGGUGAGGAAUUACAGCGGCGCCACCAAUUAUAGCGGGAACUCGGGCCCCCCUCCCGCAGGCCCCUACCAACAAGGCCCACCGCCUGCUCAGCAAAUUCCCGUGCAACCUGCGGCGAAGCCAGCGGAAGCGCCCGUCACCAUCGAAGAACUGGAGCACCUGCGCGCCGUGGUCAAGAACGAUGCCGGCGACCAAGUGACCGCCCUCCGCCUCGCUAAGCGCCUGGUCGAAGCGUCCGACGCGCUCGUGCCCAACCUCCCAGACCCCAAGGCCCGCGCCCGCUCGCGCGACCGCUACCUCGUGGAUGCGCACAAGAUCCUCCGCAAGCUCGAAAAGGCCAGCAACCCGGACGCCAUGUUCUUCCUCGCCGACUGCCUCGGGCGCGGCCUCUUCGGCAGCGAGCCCGACAACGCGCACGCCUUCUCGCUCUACCAGUCCGCCGCCAAGCUCGGCCACGCCGCGGCCGCCUACCGCACCGCCGUGUGCUGCGAGAUCGGCAACGACGAGGGCGGCGGCACGCGCAAGGACCCGCUCAAGGCCACGCAGUGGUACAAGCGGGCGGCGACGCUCGGCGACACCCCGGCCAUGUACAAGGUGGGCAUGAUCCUGAUCAAGGGCCUGCUCGGGCAGCCGCGCAACCCGCGCGAGGCCAUCAGCUGGCUCAAGCGCGCGGCGGAGCGCGCCACGGCCGAGAACCCGCACGCGCUGCACGAGCUGGCGCUGCUGUACGAGAGCGCCGAGCCCAACGACGUCAUCCUGCGCGACGAGCCCUACGCCUGCCAGCUCUUCCAGCAGGCCGCCGAGCUCGGCUACAAGUUCAGCCAGUUCCGCCUCGGCUGCGCCCACGAGUACGGCCUGCUCGGCUGCCCCAUCGACCCCCGCCUCUCCAUCAUGUGGUACAGCCGCGCCGCCGUCCAGGAGGAGCACCAGAGCGAGCUGGCCCUGUCCGGCUGGUACCUCACCGGCAGCGAGGGCGUCCUGCAGCAGAGUGAUACUGAAGCCUACCUGUGGGCGCGCAAGGCCGCGAUGGCGGGGUUGUCCAAGGCGGAGUAUGCGAUGGGGUACUUUACCGAGGUGGGGAUUGGUGUGGCGGCGAAUCUGGAGGAUGCGAAGAGGUGGUAUUGGAGAGCUGCUGCCCAGGACUUCCCCAAAGCGAGAGAGCGGUUGGAGGACCUCAAGCGCUCCGGCAAGAGCGGCCCGCGCGCUAGGGAGAGGAUAUCGAGAAGCAAGAUUGGGAAGCAGCAGGAGGGCGAGUGCUCGGUUAUGUGAGGGGCACGAGUGGGUGGCGAGGUGAAGCAGUGAGCACGCAAGUGUUGCCUUAGUCGGGGCAUGGAUAAUGAUGGGGAUGAUAUGAGCUGGCAAGACGGUAACGCGGAGUGACCGAGAUGAUGGCCUACGAGGCGACGCGUGAUCCGGAAAAGAGAGGAAUGAAUAAAUGCUCGGCUUCUCAGCCGCUAAAAUAGCUGCUUCGUUAGUAAGAACUUGGCGGAGUCGAGGUGCUAGAGGAAGCCAACUGGCCAGGAUUUGUUUGUAUGUACUUGUAGAAGCUGAAUGUGAAAAGAUGGAAAGGCAUAUGGCGUGCAGGGUGCCUGGAUUCAAGUGUGAUGCACAGGGUGAGAGGAUGCAUGGCGAUGCAAUGGCCGACUGACCGACUUCAUAACAUGUCAC